AUGGAAAUCUUUGGAAGCAGACAGCGAAGCGCGAGCGCGGGGGAUCGGACGGCUCGUGACCGUCUGCCUCUCAGCCGGGGCGGGAUCCCAGGCUGGUCCGAUGACGCGGUGGACAGUUCCCGGUAUGAUGAAGAAAUUUCCGACUCUGUGCAUGCCGACGAAGCACCGCACUUUGCCGCCAAAGGUGACACUCCAUCGAUGGCGUGGCAUGGUCUGUCGUCGUUGUCCACCUUGUUUGACAAAAAAGGACUUAAGCGCGUAGGAGUUCGAGGCAGGAAGAGGCGAGGAUCGGCAGACAGGCAGAGUCGUGAAAACACAAAAAGCUCGCAGACCAAGCACCGAAUGAUGGCGCUUCCCCUGGCGCGUCAAGAUAGCCAUCUUUCCGGUGGUUGUACACCUGCCUCUCCUACUGGGGGCUCGGCGAAAGUUUCGAGCAGCGGAGAGGCGUCCCCGGGGGAAAGGAGAGCAAGCGGCGUUUUGCGAUUUCUUCCGUUCGGCCCCCAGCACCUCCAACUCUUCCUGGUUUCCUACUUCUGUUACGCUGUCCUGUAUUCCACUCGAAAACCCUUUUCUGUGGUGAAAGAGGACGUCCACCGGAACCUCGGCUUGUCUACCUACUCCCUCGGGUGUAUAGACACCUCUUUCCUCGCCCUCUACGCAGUCGGCCAGUUCGUUCUCCCUCCAGCUCUCGCCAGUGUCCGACUGUCUGUGGGUCUGAGUGCGUGCUACCUCAUUUCCGCUGUUGCCACACUGGCAUUCGGCCUUUCCUCGUCUCCCUCCUCUCUCGUCAUCUGGUGGGGCGUCAAUGGUAUUGCGCAUGCAGCCGUUUUCCCGCUUCUUGUUAAAGCCUUGACCGAGCGCCUCUCCCAAGCAGAGCGCGGGAGAGCUAUGGGUCUCUGGACCACUAGUCAGCAGACAGGAGCGAUUGCGUCGACGGCCUUCGCGGCGUUCGUAGCGUCUCGGAUCGGUUGGCGCGCCGUCUUUCUUCUCUCUGCCCUCGUUUGCGGCCUGGCAACCUUCGUACUGUGCUCCUGCCUCCCGAGCUCUUCCGCGCGUGUGGUUCCGGGCGCGACCGACCGCCCCGUUUCGCUCUCUCGGCGGGACGCGUCUCGACGGAAGCGCCAGGGAUUCGCUCUGCUGCAGCAACCCGACUCGGACGACGAGUUCGAAGACGGAGACGAGCGCUCUCUGGCUAGCCCCGCGGCCUGCGAAGAAGAGACUGGAGACAAGGGCGGUGGGAAGUCUGAUGCAAGCAAUCCCCGGCGCGCGCACAGCGCGGCCUUUGUGCAUGGCGCACGCCAAAGCGGCGACGAAACCCGACAGCCGUUCUCGAAUUCCUCUCCACCUCUCUCUGGAUCUGCGACUGGCGAAACCGCCGGGGUCUCCCACCCUUCCUCGCCCUGUCCGUCUCCGACCUCUCUUCCUUCGCCAGUGGGGCGUUCCCCGGCCUCCCCGUCGGGCGGCGACGCAGCUGAGCUGAGCGCGGAAGAGGAGAGACUGCGGCAGCCAUGCGAGCUGUUUCGACAGAGCGGAGGGACAGGAGACAGCCUGGUGCUCGAGUUCUCCGACGACGGGUGGGGCGAGGCGAGCAAGCGCGAAACCUGCCGGCGGUCCGCAGGCGAGAGUCGCGCGGAGACAAGUUCCUCAACGAACGUGCCCCAGCCUGACCCGUUCUCUUCGCUCUCUUCGCCGUCGCCCUCCUCGUCCGUCCUCGAACUCGCCAUGUCUGUUCCGCACAUGCGCGGCGCGAAGAAGGUCCGCGGGCCCCAGCGGCUGGGCGAGCUCAGCGACGAAGAGGAGCGAGAGGGGGUAUCGCGCCUGGACGCUCGCACCGAGGAAGAAGGCCUGAAGGGACUGCAUGCGUCGCCGCGGCUGCGGUCGCCCUCGCCGUCCAAAGCGCGGCACCACGCGCAUGCAGAGAAGCUCGGGCAGCGCGCUUCAUCGCUCGUGCCGUGCCGUUCGGAGCCGAUUGCCGCCUCGUUCUUGUUCAUCGUCUGGAACGUCCCCUUCGUUUUGAGCUGCAGCUGUGCGUACUUUGUCAUCAAACUGAUUCGCUACUCGCUGCUCUUCUGGCUGCCCUUUUUCCUCGCGAAAGAAGCGCGCAUGCAUGCAGCCACUGCAGGAUACGCGAGCAUGAUCUUCGACGUUGGCGGCAUUGGCGGAGCCGUCGCCGGCGGCUUCCUCGCCGACCGCGUGAUGAAAGGUCGCCGUCUGACGUGCGCGACGACGAUGUGCCUGCUCACGGGUUUCUCGCUCCUUCUCUUGGCCUUCGCCUGCCAGCACCAGCAGACGCUGUUGCACCAUCUCGAGGAGGAGACUUCGCUGCAGGCGCGCGAGCUCGAGCACUUGCAGGAGACGCACCGCGCGACGCUGCUCAGCUUCCAGGAGCAACAGAAGAAGUCGCGCAUGCAACUCCCGCUCCGCCUGCAACAGACGCUCGAAAAGGAGGCGAACCGGAAGAAGCAGACGGAGGAGAGGGAGCGACGACCCGAAGCGAACGAGGAGAGCGGCCGAGACCCCCCUGGGAAGGCCCUCAGCUCCCUCCAGGCCGACACCCGCCAAGGGGGAAUUGAGAUAGAAAAGCGUGACGAGGGAGGGGAUAAAAAGGGAGAAAAAGACACAGAAAUCGGAAAGCAGGAGAGAGAAGACCGGGGGACGAAGCAGACGGACAGAGAUGAGAAAGGAGAACCAGAAGAACUCGGUGGAAACGGACGCGGAGAGCCAGAGACGCCUCCUUCCGAAGCGAAAGAACUCUAUGCUUCGCUUGCCUCUGCUGACCAGGCCUCGCAGCCUUCAGUGACACAUCGCGAGGCUUCACCCCAAGAGGACGUCGAGAAAGCACAGUUUGCCGCCUCCGCUUCUUUCCCAACUGCCCCUCUCAGUUCUCUUGUGGCGCCGCCGCUGUAUCCUGCGCGUGCCCCGCCUUCCCCGUUGGUUUCUCCCUCGUUCUCUCCUGCUUCUUCGCUGUCUCCCUCGUCCUCUCCUGCGUCUUCGCUCUCUCCCUCGUCCUCACCUACACCGUCGCUCUCUUCUCCCACUGCUCCUUCUUCUCUUUCUCCUGCUCCUACUCUUUCCCCUGCUCCUACUCUUUCUCCAGCUCCUACAAUUUCUCCUUCUUCUCUUUCCCCUGCUCCUACUCUUGCUCCUUCUUCUCUUUCUCUGUCUCCAGCGCCUUCUCUGUCUCCGGCACCUUCUGUGUCUCUUGCAUCCACGGACUUCAUGCACCACGUGGGUGGGGCGGGGCUGCCGGCUGUCGCGUCUUCGCUUUCGUCUCCUGCGCUCUCUGAGCUCCCCGCGGGCCGUGAGGCGUCAGUCCUUCCCUCGCCCUACGGUUUACGCACACCGGAAUCAGGCGCUGUUCUUCCGUCUCCACAUGUUGCGUUCGUGCCCUCGAGGCGACCUGAGGUACUCGCCGCUGGCUCUGCCUCGCUGUCUCAACAGGCUGCCUCUCCGUUCGCCGCCACGGCGGUCCGUUUCCCCCCUCAACAACUCCCUGCAGGACAGAUACCGCCUCUUCCAACUCCUGUGUAUGUGCAACCAGGCCAGGAGACUCCCGGGAUGUUUGCUGUCGCACUGCCGCCGAAUCCCCACGCGUCAGAUGCUCCGCUUUCCUCACCGUCCUUCCCUCCCGCAGGCCGGCCCUCCGGUCCGUCUUCUCUCCGCGUCAGUCCCGCCUCUCCCAGUAACGCUGUUCCUCUUCCUGCGGCUUCGCCUUCUACUCCGUCUUCGGCAGUCUCUGCAGCUCCUGCCGAUGCUCCGUCUCCUCUGUAUUCGCCUCCGGCGUCCCUCCUGUCUCCUCAGAGGCCUCUUUCGUCUGGCGAAAAUUCCCCACCGAGCGAGGGUCGCGCGCCUCUUCUGCCGGUUCGGAGCCAGGCACUUCCCCAGAGUCUGCCGUCUCCUGUUCCCCGACUCGAGCUGUCCCUGCUUCCUCCUCUUCCCGCUGUUGCGACUGUGGAAACCCUUCCCUCUCCACAGUUUCCCUCCUGGACGCCUCAAGCUGUACAGACACCUCAGUCUGCUCAGAGCGGCGUCUCGGGAGACGCGGGCGGAAUUCCUUCCCCACAAGAGCUUGCUCCCGCCGUCCUCUCUCCACUUCCGGCCCUUUCCGUAUCUCCCAUCACCCCGCAAUCUCCAAUCGAACUAUCGCCCUUAACCAACCUUCCAUCUUCACCAGCUCUUCCGUCUUCUGUGUCUUCUGUCUCUUCUCCCGUGUUCUUCGCGGGAGAGGUGAGAGACAACGAGCGCGUGCCUCUCCCCUCGCCAGGGACUUCUCCCCGGCGUUUGAGUGCGGCAGCGGAAGGAGAGUUGGAAAGAGACGAGCAGGAUCUAGGGGAACAGGAUUUGCUGGAACUGCGUCUGCCUGACGGGGCGGCGCCGCCGGUUCCGCUGCUCAGCCCCACCCCCGCAGAUCCCUCGUUCAGUGGGGAAGAGACAGGGAAGACAAGUCAGAGAGGAGUAGCGAACGCGGGCGAAGACGCAGGCACGUCUUUCCAGCUGGCGAACCUUCCGAGCAGAGGCGAGGGCGCGGGAAAGGCUCCGGGGAAAGAAGGCGAGUCUCGGGGAACGGAGCAGGAAGGCGGAGGUGGUCCCCCGUCUCGCGCGGAGUCUCUGGAGGCGAUUCCUGAGGCGGUGCUUUCCCCGGCGGUGGUGCGGAGCGAGGCGGAGAGACAGACGCGCGGCGAGCCGAGCGCAGCGAGCGAGAAGGAAGACUGGUUUCUCUCCAGUGCAGAGAAGACCAUUCGGCAGACGCAGGAAGACGAGGAGGCGAAACUUGUGGCGCAGCAAGAAGACGAGCGGUUGGCCUUGCUCGCGCAGCAACGCGAACGGCGAGAAAAGAAAGAAGAAGAAAGAUGGAGCGAACUGUACCGUCUCCUCUUCUUCAUGUUCGCCGUCGGUUUCUGCAUCGCCUCCCCCGACUCGAUCCUGGGUGCGACUGCCGCCCAGGACUUGGUGGAGAGAGGCAACGUCGCGUCCGGUCCCAGCAACGAGAAGGCUCUGGCGGUAGUCGCCGCCUUCAUCAACGGCAUGGGCGCCGUAGGUGCUCUUCUCCAAUCCUCUCCGUCUUCCGACCUCAGUUUUGUUGGCGGUGCGCUGCGUCUUCAGGGUGUAUGUACAGCGACGGUGACGGAGCAGUUUGGCUGGGACGCGCUGUUCGGGACGCUUUGCGUGUUGAGCAUGGCCGCUUCUUUGCUUCUGCUGCCGGCGUGCCUGGAGGAAGGCCGUUCGCCGUGCUCUCCGUCUGGACCUCGCCGCGCGCGUGGUGUCACCUCUCGCGGCUCCUGUCGCUUCUGGCGAGCGCAAGGCAGCGACGGCCUCUCAGAGGGGACUAUGCGAAGAAAAACUCCGCGGCCGAUCCGGGCUGAGCGCGGUGCGGCGAGACUCCGCGAAGACGCGAGCGCCAAACGCGGAGGGAAACGCCGAUCUUUGGGGAAUGAGAAGUCCGUGCAGAUGACGCCAGUGUGCACGCGAAUGGAGAGAGACACAGACGGCAGGGAGGUUGUGUGA
Neospora caninum is the source of this 5505-nucleotide messenger RNA. RefSeq lists its product as hypothetical. The coding region runs from base 1 to 5505 and encodes 1834 amino acids. The record is from RefSeq and is a predicted model, not a curated record. The transcript is spliced from 5 exons. Gene Ontology annotation, biological process: transmembrane transport. Gene Ontology annotation, molecular function: transmembrane transporter activity. Lineage: Eukaryota; Apicomplexa; Conoidasida; Eucoccidiorida; Sarcocystidae.